Messenger RNA from Uloborus diversus, 1062 nucleotides. RefSeq names its product keratin-associated protein 6-2-like. The record is from RefSeq and is a predicted model, not a curated record. Lineage: Eukaryota; Metazoa; Arthropoda; Arachnida; Araneae; Uloboridae. Bases 101 to 886 code for a protein of 261 amino acids. The transcript has 2 exons.
AUAUUUGAUUGGCGAGGCUGAUUAGUGAAUUCCUCAAGGAAUAUAAAUAUACGCUUGACUUUCCCCCUAACCAUUCGAUCCUGCAGCCUCGAACAUAACGAUGAACUCCAAAUUGGUAAUCGUGUUCCUACUAGUCCUUUUGGCUAGUGUUGCCUUCAGUUAUCGUUCUUCAGGAGACAAAGGUAGAAAGGGCUCAAAGUACAGUUGGCGCAAAGGAGGAUCAAAAGGAGAUGGCUUAGGUCGAGGCUGGAAGGACGGUUCCAGCCCUGGAUCUGGCAGUGGCAAAGAAUCAGGAUCUGGCAGUGGCCAAGGAUCAGGAUCUGGCAGUGGCCAAGGAUCAGGAUCUGGCAGUGGGCAAGGAUCAGGAUCUGGCAGCGGCCAAGGCUCAGGAUCUGGCAGCGGUCAAGGAUCAGGAUCUGGCAGUGGCCAAGGAUCAGGAUCUGGCAGUGGCCAAGGAUCAGGAUCUGGCAGUGGCCAAGGAUUAGGAUCUGGCAGUGGCCAAGGAUUAGGAUCUGUAAACGGUCAAGGAUCAGGAUCUGGCAGCGGUCAAGGAUCAGGAUUUGGUAGCGGCCAAGGAGCAGGAUUUGGCAGCGGACAAGGAUCAGGAUUUGGCAGCGGACAAGGAUCAGGAUUUGGUAACGGUCAAGGAGCAGGAUUUGGAACCGGCCAAGGAUUUGGCAGCGGUCAGGGUUCAGGAGUCGGAAAUGGAGCAGGAAGUGGAGCAGGUACCGGAGCAGGAAGUGGAGCAGGUACCGGAGCUGGAAGUGGUGUUGGCGCUGGAGCAGGAAAUGGUGUAGGAGCUGGAACAGCUACUGGGUUCGGAGCAGGAUUCGGAGCCGGAGCAGGAAAUGCAUUCGGAGGAGCGGCCGGUGGUGCAAACAAUUAAAAACAGUCAAAUCACGAGAUAAAUGUUAAAUCAUAUGUGUUCAAAAUUAAGAGACUUCAUUGCUAGUAACAUUUUAAGCAAUUGAUUUUAGGUUAUCCAACUUCAUGUUCAUGUUAUUAAAUCUUUGUAAGUUUAUAAAGAAUAAACUUUCAGACUAAUUUAUUUUUUCCUCUUCA